Molecule: messenger RNA, 3651 nt
Organism: Rhagoletis zephyria (snowberry fruit fly)
Lineage: Eukaryota; Metazoa; Arthropoda; Insecta; Diptera; Tephritidae
Source: RefSeq, a predicted model, not a curated record
AUGGAGCCAGCCGACUCAAACGUGCCCGAGGAGGAAAAAUCGAAAGACCCAAACUCGAAUCAGGAGGAGCCCAAAACGGGCUCCGCCUUUGACUUUCUCAACGAGCAACUGGACCAGGAGGAGGACCUCUCCAAGACGAAGCAGGCGCUCGACAGUCCGCAGGCGAAGGAGCUCAUCAACAAAUACGGCGAGAACCUGACCAUCUUCGCCCCGAACGACGAGGCCUUCGCCCAGGAGAAGGAGCCCGAUGAUGAGGAGUCGAAGGCGAACUUUCUGCGGAAUCACGUGGUCAUCGGCCAGCGAGUGCCCGUCUACCCGCAACCAUCUUCUGGCUCGAAUAAACCUCCCUCAUCUUCAGGGAACUCCUCUCCUCAGGUGCUUCGCGCGAACAUCGUCAUCAGCGGCGGCCCUCUGGUGCACGUCAUUGACCGCCUGAACAGUCGUCCCCUCGACUCUGCCUCGCUGUGCGACCUCCAGCCGGCAAUGGCCGCCAUGAUGGCCAUUCUCAACUCGGCCAACAUGAGAAGUGUUCUUAAUGAACGCUCCACCUUCUUCUGUCCAAGUAAUGAGGUGAUGGGCACGCUGGGCCUAGGCAGCGGCGGCAAUCCCGAUCCGGAGAUUAUCAAGCGCUUCAUCUCUGACCACCUGGUUCCAGGAACAGCAGGUGGCUGCACCGGUCGGCCCUACCUGAACGGCAACGGUCGACCGAUGAGCUGCUUCGAGGGCCGGAACAGUAUCGUCCUCAACGGGCGCAUCAUGCCCAAGAGGAAGGUGCCCACCGUUCGGGGAAUGGUCUUCAUCAUACCCAAUCUGGCGGUGGACGACGCAGAGUACCUUCCGCAGCUGCUCAAUCCCAGUCCUGAGGAGGAGGAUACACCACCUGAAGAGGAUCAGCCACCACCACCACCAAAGCCAAAACAAAAGCCAAAACAAAAGCCUAAAUCGAAGCCCAAGCCCAAGCCGAAGCCAACUGCAGCCCCACCACCGCCUUCUGAGGAGUCACCCGAGGAAAGUGCACCCGAGGAGUCGCCCAAAGAGCAGCAGCCGCCACCAGUGAAUAAGAAACCACCGAAGCCUAAGCCUCCGAAGUCAGCCCCAGCUGAGGAGGAGCCACCUCAGGAGGAGGACACUCCCAUUGAAGAGACACCGCCUGCCGAAGAGGAGGAACCAAAGGCUGAUGAGCCGAAGGAGCCAGAGUCGAAUACCGAUGAGCCACCACAGACUGAUGAACCGCCGCCACCACCUGAGGAGGAAGCACCUCAACCGAAAUCUCCUAAACAAAAAAAGCCCAAACCGAAGCCGACUCUAGCACCGCCUGCAGAGGAGGAAACACCGGAAACUCCACCAGCUGAGGAGACGCCCGAGGAGAAGGAGACUGAGGCACCUCCUGAGGAGGAUCAGCCGGAACCACCUCCGCCACCGCCUCCUUCAAAGCCCAAAAAGCCUAAACAGAAGCCGACCCCACCAGCACCCGAGGAAAGCUCCGAUUCUCCCCCUGAGGAUAAGCCUGCUGAAGAGGAGCCAUCAAAGGAGGAGGACCAGACUGAGGCCUCUCCGCCGGAAGAGCCAGCAGAUCAACCGCCACCUGAGGAGGAACAGCCCGAGGAACCGAAGCUCAAAUCACCAAAGAAGCCAAAGCAACAGCCGACACCAUCGCCAGAUGAGCCGGAAACUCCCGCACCCGAGGAGACACCUGAUGAGGAGCAGCCUCAGCCUGAGGAACCACCACCACCAUCACCCCCAAAAACUCCCAAACCAAAGAAGCCCAAGCAAAAGCCAACCCCUCCGCCUGAGGAAGCGGAAACUCCGCCGGAGGAAACUCCAGCUUCUGAAGAGCCCCCAUCAGAGGAUGAAACACCGCCACCACCACCACCUCCUGAGGAAGAGCAACCUCAGCCAAAGUCUCCCAAAGCGAAAAAGCCCAAGCAGAAGCCAACUCCAUCACCGUCUGCCGAGGAGACGCCAGAGGAGCCCCCUCAAUCGGACAGUACUGAGGCACCUUCUGAAGAGCCACCUUCAGAGGAGGAUCAACCACCACAACCACCCCCUAAAUCACCAAAACCAACUUUAUCACCCGAGGAGACUUCUGAGGAAGAACCAGAAACUCCAACUCCCGAAGAGCCUCAACCAGAGGAGCAGCCACCGCCGCCAAAAACUCCCAAACCAAAAAAGCCCAAACAGAAACCAACACCACCAGCACUUGAGGAGGAACCAGAAACUCCAACUCCCGAGGAAACUCCACCCGAAGAGCAGCCACCUCCUCCACAACCAUCUCCCAAACCAAAGAAACCCAAACAAAAGCCAACUCCAGCAUCGGAGGAGCCAGAGGACAGUCCUCCUGAGGAGACGCCUGAAGAGCAACCACCUCCACCUAAAUCUCCCAAACCAAAAAAGCCCAAACAAAAGCCAACACCAGAGCCAGAGGAAACUCCGUCCGAGGAGCAGCCCAAUGAUCAGCCACCUCCUGAAUCGCCUCCCUCUGACUCCUGUGUGAGUCCCCCUUGUGACCAACCAACACCCGCACCAGAGGACAGUCCACCUGAGGAGACGCCCGAAGAGCAGCCACCACCUUCACCGCCCAAAUCUCCCAAACCCAAAAAGCCAAAGCAAAGGCCAGCAACUCCAGCACUCGAGGAGACGCCUGAAGAAGAACCACAGUUUGAGGAUCAGCCACCACCACCUCCACCACCACCUAAAAAGCCAAAGAAGCCGAAGCAACCAAAAACGCCUAAAAAGCCAAAGAAGCCUAAGCAGAAGCCACCACCACCACCUCCACCAUCAUUACCUGAGGAGGAGCCCCCGGAAAGUCCUUCUGAAGAAGAGGAACCACCACCACCACCUCCUCCUCCAAAACCCUCAAAGAAGCCUCAACAAAAGCCAAAGAAGCCCAAGCAGAAGCCACCUCCACCACCUACAUCAGUACCUUCUGAGGAGGAGCCCCCGGAAAGCCCCUCUGAUGAUCAGGAGCAGCAGGUACCGCCAUCCAAUCCUGAAUCGUGCCCUAAUCCUCCCUGUGAACAGCCUCCAUCACCACCACCAUCACCUCCUUCUGAAUCCUGUCCCAAUCCUCCCUGUGAGCAACAACCUGAAUCGGAGCCCGAACCGGAGCGCAUCGAGCAGAAGCCCGAGUCGGACAGCGAGCCGUACAUGCCGCCCUUUGAGCCCAGCCAGCAGGUGCCCCUGCCCAGCAAGCCGACCCGAGAUCAGCUCCGCUCGGCCGUGCAGCAAUCGGCGAAGAAGCUCAACUGCGCCCGCUUCACCGACUGGCUGCUCAACUCGGGCGUCCUCGAUGAGCUGCUGAAGCGAUUCAAGGGCCGCAACUGCACCGUCUUCCUCCCCGUUGACAGUGCCUCCUCCAAGCUGCCCUUCAACAUGCUGCAAAGCAUGAACUCCAGUCCGCAGAAGCAGCCCUUCGUCAAUCGACACCUGAUCAAGGACCGCUCGGUGUACAGCAACUCCAUUCCCAUCACCCCCGAACAGGAGCUGGACCCCUCCUUCCGCGGACGCUCCUGUGAGCUACCCUCGGCGGCGGAGGAUCCGCUGCGCAUCAAGCGAACUUCUCAAUCGUUCUACGUGAACCGCGCCCACGUCGGCUACUCGGACAUUAGCUGCAACAACGGCGUCGCCCACAUUAUGAAUGACAUGUUUUAA